Molecule: messenger RNA, 2242 nt
Organism: Triplophysa rosa
Lineage: Eukaryota; Metazoa; Chordata; Actinopteri; Cypriniformes; Nemacheilidae
Product: calcium and integrin-binding family member 2-like
Exons: 6
Coding region: 713-1276 (187 amino acids)
Molecular function (GO): calcium ion binding
Source: RefSeq, a predicted model, not a curated record
GGGUACAGAGACGCUUGAAACAACUUUCACUUGUACAUCUUGGGAAAUACCGGAUUAUUCAUAUGCUGACAUUCUUUAACCUCGCUAUACCCACAACUACAGGUUAUUUUGUUUUAUCGCUUAGGGAAAACCCUAAAAUCCUACAUUAAUUUUCCUUUAUCAUGGUAACAAAAGUACUUUUCCUUUCUGUUACUAAAUGUUACUUACUUAUCGUUACCGUAAAAGCGUAAAAUAAGACGGUGUAGGCUACCAUAAGCAGUGCGAUACGAUUUUUCUGUCGUUCAACCAACCCCACGUAUCGUUUUAUGUUGUAAGCUAAACAACCUAUACACAUGCAUCUCAGUGGUCAGCUGUCAUCAAGUUUUUAGCUUCUGAGCUUUAUUUGGCACUCCCUACUCAAGUGGUUAAGUGUUAAAAUAACAUCUCUUCCACAAAAAGAGACUACAGUAAAAACGUUACAGUAGCCUAUCAUGUCGAGGAUGCUUGCAUUUUGGAUGUGCAAUGUCACCGCCUGUUGGAGGACGAUUCUCUUCGGCACUUGUUUGCUUCUGCGUGACACCGCGAUGCGACGUGACAAAAGACAAUAGAACGCAUUAGAACCCAUUAUAUGUUACAUUACAUGACAAUCCCAUUAGAACAAGCCCUUUGUUGUGUCGCGUCGGUCGCGUCCGGUGUAGACACUGCAAGGCUUCAACGGGUUUGAAGACAAGACAUGGGGAACAAACAAGUAACAUUUAAAGAAGAACAGCUUGAGGAAUACCAGGAUUGUACAUUUUUUACUAGAAAAGAAAUCUUGCGACUGCAUAGGCGAUUCCGUGAGCUGGCCCCAAACUUGAUCCCGUUAGACUACACAAAUAGCCCUGAUAUAACUCUCCCAUCCUGCCUCAUUACCAGCAUGCCAGAGCUAAAGGAGAAUCCUUUCCGACAACGCAUAGUUGAGACUUUCUCUGAGGAUGGCAAAGGAAAUCUUAGCUUCAAUGACUUUAUGGACAUGUUAUCCAUCCUCAGUGAAAUGGUGCCGCUAGAACUUAAGAUGAUAUAUGCUUUUAAGAUUUAUGAUUUCAACAAAGAUGGUUUUCUGUGUGAGAAGGAUGUUGAGGAAACAGUGGCCAGACUAACAGGUAAGGAACUUAGAUUGGAGGAGAGGAGACUGGUUGCUCAAAGGAUAAUGGAAGAGGCAGAUUUGGAUGGAGAUGGAAAGCUCUCACUUCUUGACUUUAAAAACAUGAUCUGGAAGGCACCUGAUUUCAUCAGCUUAUUCCAUAUUCGAAUAUAAGAGGGUGGAACAGAACUCUCGAGGUCACUCAACUCAUCAUCAUCAUCUCAUCUCUUUCUGUCCUUGUUGGGAACAUCUUUAAAGAAAAAUAAAUGCUCUUGGUUAAGGUUCAAGAUCAGCUGAUAAGCACAGGUUCAAAUCAGCUCUGACUUUUAAUGGUAUUCGUUAAGCUUGAUAUUUUAAGAGAACAGACAUUUGGAAGCAGUUUGUGAAAGUAAGAACUGUACUCAAGGGGAUGCCAAUGCAGACUGCCUCUUAAUCAUAUAAGAGACAUUUUUACAGUAGGAUACAAGUUUAUAGUGAAAAUGAGAAAGUGUGAUGUGCUUUUUCUUGUUUUCUUUAUAGAAGUAAAUACAAAUGCAAACGUAUGAAGGGCUUACUGACUACUUUUAUAUAUUUAUAUACGUAAGUCAACAGAUCAUAUUGGAAAGAUUCACUCAGUGAACAUGCUGUAGUCUCAGUACUUUAUUUUAAAGGAGACAACAAGAACCCACGCUUAAAUCACAAUGCAAUUAGACUAUUCAAUACUAACCUCAUACAGAGCACUUACUGUAUAUCAUCCCAAUGCUUAAUUAAGUUACUCUGUCUUGUGUUGUGAGACGUUGAGACAAUCUUUUACAUCAUACAGUGUUAUGGAUACAUAGAUCUUAAAAGGUUUGGUUUGUUUAAGCUGAAGGAGUAAAGGUGGCUUGUAAUUCAGUACACACAAUAGAAAUAGAAUGAUAAGAUCCAGGUUAAAGUGCGACAUUAAGAAUAGAGAUGAUCAGAACAGUUUAAAUAUAAAUAUUUUAUUCCAAUACAUUUUUAAAAAAUAUAUUUCAUCAUGAUCACAUAAAAUAACAAUUUGUAUUAACAAUUUCCAUCAUUUUGUAGCUGUAGCUGGAUAUUUAUCAAAUAUACUGUAUACACCAAAAUGAAAAUCAUGCCUUUAAAUCACUGAAUGUGUAUAGAACGAAAAGAUAAUAA